This is a messenger RNA of Solanum dulcamara, 1698 nucleotides long. Its product is annotated as piriformospora indica-insensitive protein 2. The record is from RefSeq and is a predicted model, not a curated record. Lineage: Eukaryota; Viridiplantae; Streptophyta; Magnoliopsida; Solanales; Solanaceae. Bases 37 to 1503 code for a protein of 488 amino acids. Gene Ontology annotation, molecular function: protein binding. The transcript has a single exon.
UGAUUCCUUCUUUCUCUUUCAUUUUUCAAGACAGACAUGUUGUUGAUUUUCUCCUUCUUAAAUACCCUUCCUUAUCACUACUGUUUUAUUGCCAACUUCUCAAACUUCACAAUUUCUAAAGCAAAAAUAACAACUAUGGCAUUCUUGUCUAAGCUCUCUGUUCUUGUUCUGAAUUUGUGUUUUUGGGCUAAUUUCAUAGUGUUUGUGGUUUCUCAGCCUUCUGCUCUGAACAUGGUGGAACAAGAAGCAGUGUACAAUGUUCUUGAGUCCAUCAACUCUGAUGUUUCUUGGCGUUCUCUUUUCCCUGAUGACUUGUGUUCCUCUUCCCCACAUGGGGUUCUUUGUGACUACUCUAUCUCCACUACAACAUCAUUUACUGCUCAUGUAACUGAGAUUAGUCUUGGUUAUGUCUCAGAUUAUGCUCCUAAUCCACCUUGUACUCCUAAAAGCACACUCAAUGCUUCCCUUUUUGCCCCUUUUACUUACCUUAGAAAGAUCUUUGUCUACAGAUGUUUUACUGAAAAUGAGGUUUCUUUUCUUGACUUUGGAUCUUUGCCUUCUUCUGUGGAGGAGCUGGUUUUCAUGGAAAAUCCGGCUCUUGUUGGUUCUUUAAGUGAAAAAGUUGGGAACUUGUCGAGUUUGAGGAGGUUGGUUUUGAGUGGAAGUGCUGUUUCUGGGGAAAUCCCAGAUGGUUUUGGUGGUUUGUUCAACUUAGAGCAGCUGACACUAUCAAGAAGCAAGAUUGGUGGUGAAAUUCCAGUGGGGUUGAAGACACUAAAGAAACUCAAGGUUCUUGAUUUGAGUCAAAAUGAGCUUGAAGAUAGUGUUCCUGAGCCUAUAGGAAAUUUGACUCAACUUUUGAAACUUGACUUGAGCUAUAACAAGCUUUCUGGGAAAAUCCCUCAAAGUUUGAAGGGUUUGAAGAAUUUGGAGUUUUUGGACUUGAGUUAUAAUCGCUUUUCCAAUUCUGGGGUUCCAUUGUUUUUGGCAGAGAUGCCUAGUUUGAAGGAAGUGUACCUGAGUGGAAACUUUCUUGGAGGACAAAUUCCAGAAAUAUGGGAGAAUCUUGAGGGUAUUGUGGGGCUGGGAUUAUCAAGAACAGGAUUAAUUGGGAAUAUUCCUGUUUCCAUAGGGGUGUACUUGAAAAAUAUAUGUUAUUUGGGGCUUGAUAAUAAUAAGUUGGAGGGAACAUUGCCUGAAGAGUUUGGGGUAUUGGAAUAUGUGAAUGAGUUGCAUUUGGAGAACAACAAUUUGAGUGGGAGACUUCCAUUCUCUCCAAAAUUUGUCUCCAAAAUUGGAGAAAAGUUGAAGUUGGAAGGCAAUCCUCAACUCUGUGCAGAUGAAGGCUUGAGAAUUCCUAAUGUUAGUGUUAGCUUGAGGCUACUAAAAAUGUGCAACAAUGCUGUUGGUCUCAAGUCUGUCCCAUUCUCUGGGGCAUCUUUAGUUCUGUUGCAUGCUUCCCAUAUUGUCAUUUUUCUUGGAAUUUUGUUUCUCCUGUGCUAGUAGACAAUCUUGGACAUAUACUGACUAAUGACUUUUAAGUAUAGGGAAAUUUUGGACUGUGUUCUGAUAGCAUUUGUUGAUAGAAACUUGACUUUUAGAAGAGUUUUUUUUCUGCAUUUUUCCUGUUCUGUGUUCACAAGGAGAAAGAAGCUAAGUGGUGUAAUUAUAAGUUAAAGGAAAAAUCAUAUAGCAGCA